This is a messenger RNA of Nematostella vectensis (starlet sea anemone), 1952 nucleotides long. RefSeq names its product damage-control phosphatase ARMT1. Gene Ontology annotation, cellular component: cytoplasm; nucleus. Gene Ontology annotation, molecular function: phosphatase activity. The record is from RefSeq and is a predicted model, not a curated record. The transcript has 5 exons. The coding region runs from base 64 to 1362 and encodes 432 amino acids. Gene Ontology annotation, biological process: DNA damage response. Lineage: Eukaryota; Metazoa; Cnidaria; Anthozoa; Actiniaria; Edwardsiidae.
AUCCGCUGACCGUGUGGUGCUGUAAAAAGCUUUUUCUUUCCGGGGCUAUAACAGUUUGUAAAAAUGUUUCCUGAAAGACCUGAACCAUCCUCUGGAAAAGACGAAGGUUCAUUUGCAUAUCUAUCUAUACGUGACAGGAUGCCUGUCAUUUUGACUAAAGUGAUUGACAGUAUCCACAGAAGGGCUUCCCAGUUUGUCAAGGACAAUAACUUGGAAAUGUCAGAAGAUGCCAAGUUAGUUGUGUCCAAGCUCUCAAAACUAAGAUACGAAAUGAAAACAGGAAAGAAGUUGACAGAGAUUGAGGGUAAUGCGGCUGAUGCUAGCUUGUGGAACUCGGCUCUAAAAUCAGCAAAAUCUCUGGUUGAAAAUGCAGAACCAGCCUGGUUUACUGUCCCUUGGCUGACAUGUGAAUGUUUUCUGUACAGGAAAAUAUAUGAAGCAUUUAGUUUGAGUAAACACCAUCAAGAGUUUGACCCAUUCCAUGAGCAAAAGGAGUGUGCAUUUACUACAUUGACCCAGGCCAUGGCAUCCCUUGCUCAUCAUGUGGUUGACAGAAUAGAGAAUGCAAACCAAAAUGAGGAGGUUUCCCUCAGGCUUCACUUUGACACCUUGUUACAGUUCUGUCUGUGGGGAAACAAGUGUGAUUUGUCUAUCUCCAGUGGAGAAAUCCUCUCUGGACAAACAGACAAGUUGGCUUCUAGAAUUCAUCACAUGAAAGAAAGAAUCCUUGUAGACAAUUCUGAUGAAGUUUGGACUCAGUUACAAGACAAGAGUAAUGGCAGAGUUGACUUUAUUAUGGAUAAUGCAGGAUUUGAGUUCUUUACUGACCUAUGUUUAGCUGAGUUUCUAGUCCAUACUAAUUUAGCUAGUGUAAUUUAUCUACAUGUCAAGGAAAUACCCUGGUUUGUUUCUGACACUACUCCCCAUGAUGUACUAUGGACACUCAAUCAGCUCAAGAAUUCAGCUGAGUCAGCAUUAUCUAGCCUUGGGAAAAAGUGGAGUCAGAGAAUUGAGGAUGGCACAUUCAUCAUCAGACAGCAUCAGUUCUGGAGUCUACCUAAUGAUUAUAGUGACAUGAAAUCCCUAGCCAGUGACUUAUACCAAGAUUUAUCCAACUCAAAGCUGGUUAUCUUUAAAGGGGAUUUGAAUUAUCGUAAACUAGUGGGUGACCGGAAGUGGAAGCCCACAGUUCCCUACAGAGAGGCUCUCUGGGGCUUCUGCCCUGCUCCUCUCUGUGCAUUGCGCACUCUCAAAUGUGAGUGCAUUGUUGGAUUAUCUGAAGGCCAAGCAGAGCGAAUAGCAGCUAAUGAGAAAGACUGGAUGAUUAACGCUUCUUAUGCUGUGCUGCAGUACGCACAAUAAAUAUGAGAACAAUCCAAGUCAGGACUGGGCCUUCUCAAACAAUAGAACAAUCCAAGUCAGGACUGGGCCAUCUCAAACAAUAGAACAUUUUAUUACUUUUCAGAUACAGUUUUGUAUAUGAUUUAAUUAGGUGAUGGUUUGAUAGAAAAAUAUGUUAAUGCUUGUUUGCACUUGAGUCAUUCUCUGUCACUUAAUUGUCAGCUAUUCUUGUGUCACCUUAAAUUUCUACGACUGUGAGUAAGAUGAAAGCUGCUUCUCUAUUUGAUCAAAGCUAUGAAGCAUUUUGUUUACUUGUCCUUCAUCCAUUUCAAACUGGAGUACAUCAAUAUUCUAAAAAUGGAAAUAACAAUAAUCAGUUCUUAGGCAGUUCUCUGUACAGGUACAUUAAAUACAAUAUUAUAUUUAGGGCAUAUCAAGGGGGAGAGCUGCCUCUAGAAAAUUGUGAUUUAGCAACAAAUGGUAAGACAAGGGACAACUUUGCAUCCUUCUUUUUGCAAAUCCAUUGUAACUAGCAAUUCUGAUCUUAUUCUGUAGUUGUGUCUUGCCACCAAACAAAAUGUUCCACCAUAAAUGCUUGUUCUAGCUCCCAA